UUCUGUCUUCCACACGGAACUGUGUCAAGUCAACAUAAGUCUGCUCAAGCACUUCAAUUCCACCACUCAAAUGACAGCCCAGUCUUCAAAGACAGUGCUGUCCCUGGACUCUGAGGCGGUGUUCUCACUCAAAGAUGGCAUCAACUUUAAGAAGAGCCCAGAUGAUGGCAAGUGCUACAUCAUAUACAAAGACAAUGGAGAGCUGAAGGCCUGCAAGAACCAAUGCAAACACCAAGGAGGCCUGUUCAUCAAAGACAUAGAGGACUUAGAUGGAAGGACGGUCCGGUGUACAAAACACUACUGGAAGCUGAACGUCUCAACUAUGCAGUAUGUGAACCCUCCUGACAGCUUCACACAGGAUGAGCUGGACGUCGUGAUGACAGACGAGGGUGGUCUUCAGCUCGUGGAGGUGAUCGUCUGGGACCCCUGGUUGGCAGACCCCCAGGAUCCACAGGAACUGCAGGAGGGAGAGGUGACUGUGACCUACCUCACCCAUGCAUGUAUGGAGCUCCAGCUAGGGGGGAAGAAGAUGAUAUUCGACCCCUGGCUGACGGGUCCGGCCUUCGCCAGGGGCUGGUGGCUGCUCCAUGAGCCACCUGCUGACUCCAUGGAGAGGCUGUGCAUGGCCGACCUCAUCUACAUAAGCCACAUGCACUCCGACCACCUCAGGUAUUCAGAGAUGGUACCU
Molecule: messenger RNA, 688 nt
Organism: Oncorhynchus keta (chum salmon)
Lineage: Eukaryota; Metazoa; Chordata; Actinopteri; Salmoniformes; Salmonidae
Product: cytidine monophosphate-N-acetylneuraminic acid hydroxylase-like
Exons: 6
Molecular function (GO): 2 iron, 2 sulfur cluster binding
Source: RefSeq, a predicted model, not a curated record